AAAAACACCAGAAGAAGAAGAACAGGACUAACAACACAUCUCUCGGAAACUUGAAUGAGCUUUUCACGUCACGUGUUUUAUUUUUUUAUUUUUAUUUAUUUGAACCAAACCAGGAGCGAUCAUAUUCCUGCAGGCUGCAGAGAGGCUGUGUUUGUGUCGGGGAGACUGAGCCAAACAGUGUCUGCUCAGUGUGUGUGUGUGAGUAACAAUGAGUAAUAAUAAUAAUAAUAAUAAUAAUAAUAAUAGUCACAGCAUAUUGCACCACGAGGAGGCUGCCGUCAUAGAAAACGCCAUCAGGGCGGCUGUGAACUCUGUGAUGAAUGUGAUAUACAACAGCUGCAGCCGCAGGGUGCAGGAGUACAGGAGCAUGGUGUCUGACAGGGACAAAGAGAUCAGGAGACUGGAGUGCAAGUUGGAGAAAAGUGAAAGUGAGUUGCAGAUCUUGCGUCUGGAGGUGUGCAUGACUCAGACUGAAGAUGAGGAGCUCACAGCUCAUGCAGGAGAGGUGAGUCCUGCAGACAGCCAGCUGAAAGACGAGCCUGAGGAUGAGCCCUGUGGUGUAGGUGCGGAAACACCCACUCAAAUUCCCCACGAGACGACGACGACGACGACGGAGGCCUUUCCCCACCAACAUGCCCAGACCGAGAAGCCCUCAUGGGAAUGCGAAGGAGCAGCCGGAGACCAAAGGUCCUUCGGAUGCAUCCCCUCCCUCGUCAAAGAGGAGCCGUCCGACCUGGUGGUCGAGUGGGAAAUGUGCGAGGGGAGUUUGCUGGACCAGCAGGAGGGUCAGCAUGGAGGUGCGAGAAAGGGUGUCUUCCCAGCUCAGAGUGACACGGCUCCAAGCGCCUUCAGUAUGGAGGAGGAUUUCCCGAGCAUACCCCAAGCUCUUAUGGAAACACCCUGGGUCACUACAAGCCCACAUAUAUCCUCCGCUUUUCAGUGCUCACCUGGAAGUUUCAUCUCUUAUAUAUCUGACAGUGAGUGCUCCGGUUCCACGAGACAACUGGGCAAUGACUGGCACUACAAUUUUCAGGUCCCUUGGAACAGGCUGUCAUCUGUCUUGAGAAGGAAAUUAGACCAUCAGGAGCGGCCAACAGCGAGGGAAAGGAGAGAAAUGAUUCGCGUGAUCGCAGCUGAAAUUCUCGCCGUUUGCAAAAAACCAGCAAAGAGACACCUGAGUGAAGUUGCACGGAAGAUGGUCCUCGCGUAUCCAAAGUCUUUUAAAGACAUAAUAGAUGACGAGGUCAUCGGAAGUGGCCACGAUUCUUUAACGAAACAGCUUCAGUGCAGAGUUGAUAACUGCAGGCGGAGCGUGCCGCGAGCUAAGCAGAGGAGCGCCCGGAAUGGCAGCAUGGCCGUUCCAAAAAGUAAGAAGCAUCGGAGAGACUCCUACGGCUGCGUUCAGUGGGAAUCUGGGCCUGUGAAUGUGGACGCGCAGAUGAAAAAGAAAAAAGACAUGCAAAAAAUGUUCCUGAAAAACGAGAGGAAUGCAAAUAAAAUAGACAAGUUGAUCUCAGACACUUUUAUAUCUCAGAGAAAUGACAUUGUGUCCGGUAGGGAAACACGGCUCCUUAAGAAGGAAUGGCCCUACCUGUUCUCAGUUGUCGGCAUGAAGGCACAUUUUAGACUUUUGACUGGUGUCCACAUAAACGAAGGAUUUGAGGAGGCCAUGGCCACCAAAUUCGCCAGAGUUCUUGACUAUUUCCGGUCUCUCCCGAUGGAGAUGUCGAGACAGAGAGCAGAAAUCCAUGCCGGCGGUGGACCCUGUGGGGCAGUGUUGAUGCUCCUUUCGCACUUCAAAGAGGAUUGCGGAAGGAUGUUUCACGUGGUCGGCAGAACUUGCAUAGCUGAUGAGGUUCAGACAGAGCACCUGCCACCCACACCGUGCAUUGUUGUAUGUGGAAUGAGUCCAAUGUCUGCAGACACCUUCAUGGUUGCGGUGGACCAGGCGGUGAUAAUGGAAAACUUGGCAAGCUUCACGGACGCACUGGUCAGCAUGUUUGUGUGUUACUACAUCUUCAACGUGCACUACCCAGUGGAACUCGGUGCCACGAUGGAGUUUCUCCAAAGGUGCAUCUUCAAGAUCAAUCCCGACAAGGGCUCCAAAGUAGAGCGUCAGGAAAACAAGAAGAGCAAUGCAGUGAACCCAAAAGUCCUGACCCUUAUCACCCGCAUUUCAGAGUUUGAGUGGAGUGCUUAAUGUGUAAGACGCUCAUGGUCACUUUGUACUGAUCAAAGCUCAGUCAUUUUGUCUUUCAAAGCAGAUGUUUUGGUGACUGUACAACUUAUCUUCUAUACAGGAUGGCAUUUUUUUCUUGUUCACGUAGGUCUUACUGCAAACAAACUCAUCAAAGCAGCUGUUGAGCGUGAAAAUAGAAGUUGAUUCCUCUUCCUGUCCUCAGUACUACAUAGCCAGCUGUCUCUGCAAUAUUCAAAGACUUCAUAAGAAAGAGACUCAUUUCAACCUACUGGGGUAUUUUAAAGUUAUUUAAGGCCAAUACAUCUCAGUAUGUGUAUUAUGUUAACACAGUAAACAAGAGAUUAUCUGUUUUACAAAUGUUCACGCAGCAUUUUUUGAUACUGGGCCAAUGCCUAACGUUUUUGUAAUAACGAUUAAAAUGUG
Larimichthys crocea (large yellow croaker) is the source of this 2623-nucleotide messenger RNA. RefSeq lists its product as uncharacterized. Bases 209 to 2200 code for a protein of 663 amino acids. Lineage: Eukaryota; Metazoa; Chordata; Actinopteri; Sciaenidae. The record is from RefSeq and is a predicted model, not a curated record. The transcript is spliced from 5 exons.